This is a messenger RNA of Ctenopharyngodon idella (grass carp), 2338 nucleotides long. It is a transcript of the gene mindy4b, whose product is annotated as MINDY family member 4B. The record is from RefSeq and is a predicted model, not a curated record. Gene Ontology annotation, molecular function: cysteine-type deubiquitinase activity; K48-linked deubiquitinase activity. Gene Ontology annotation, biological process: protein K48-linked deubiquitination. The coding region runs from base 285 to 1673 and encodes 462 amino acids. Lineage: Eukaryota; Metazoa; Chordata; Actinopteri; Cypriniformes; Xenocyprididae. The transcript has 13 exons.
GAGAAAAGCAUCUCUCAUCACUGAAGACAAUUUAAGAGCACAGCUUUGUUCCCACAGAAUUUAAACCAACAGAAAAGAAACAAAGUACCCCACCUGCUGCCAGGAAACUGUAAAUGAAAGGAGGCUUUCUGUCAUGUUGUGAACAUGUGUCUGUCCACCUCCUGAAUAUAAAGUGUCAGGUAUAUAAGCAAUGUGUUGGUGAAGUUGUUCACACUGAGGUUUGCAGUAUUGUCAGAGCUUAAAGGAUUCUCACCAGCCAAGCUGUCUCAUAAAGAAGAGAUAAGAUGGACGCUGAUGUGGACGCGAGCAGUGAACUGGAUGAAAUCCUCCAGCAGAUCGCGGAAUUGGACAAAUGGAGAGAAAUAUUUAACUCCCGCGGGUUGGAAUUACAACAAGGCUAUGUUAAAAGACCUAGUGAGAAGAUCAAAGCUGAUGAGGACAGUGACGACUCUAGACCUACCACUUCGGCCCACCACGUCAGUGCCUCAAACAACCAGUUCACAGUGCCAUACUCCAUACCUCAAACCCUUGCAGUGUCAUCAAGUCUGGGUGGGCAACCAGUGUCACCAGAGCUGGCGGUGAGUUUAAGAAAAAUUUUAUUUGGGAACACCUUCCAUAUAUUCAACUACGAGUGGAAGAAAUCAUUCUUCAAAUUUCGUGAGCCUUUCUCUGAUUUGGCAUAUGCUCUGGAGACUGAGAGGGGAGGAGCCAGUGCUAUUCAGAUGGUGGUUCAGGCUCAUAUUAUUAAGUACUUGCUCUUCAACAGGCCAGUGAACUCAACGUGCACAAUGCAAAGUAUGGUGGAGGUUGGGGAGAAGGAGCAGAGGAGGGCGCUGGUAGCCGCUCUAGCUGACAUCUUGUGGACAGCUGGUGAGGAGCAGACAGCUACUAUCUCCUUGGUCACAUCAGAGCGCUGUUUCACCCCCCACCUUGACUACAAACUGGACAGCUUCACAGAAAGGUUGCAGCUUUUCACCUUUAAAAAGAAAGAUGAUGUUAGAUCUUUUAUAUGUGAGCACAUCCAAUGUUUUAAGGAAGAAGGAAGCCAUGGAAUCAUACUUUUUCUGUACAGCCUUAUCUUCUCCAGGACUAUUGACAGGAUACGAGCAGACUUCGAUUGUACCACCACUCAUCUUUUGCAUUUGAGCUUGGGGAACUUUGUUUGUCGACAGGCUUUAUUAAACCUGCUGUUGACCGGCCGUGCUACCCCUCAUGUCUUCAACGGUACAUCAUUUAAUGACGAGAAAGACAAACCGCUCGCCCACCUGCUCCACGGGGUUCUGACUCGCAGUCAUGUUGGGUAUCUGCUCUGGAACAGAGAACAAGUCAAGCAUGCACAGCUCCCCCUGGUGGGCAGCAUGCUGAAAACCCCCAAGCUGCCUAUCUGGAUGUGCAACAUCAAUGGCACUUACAGUGUUUUGUUCAGCCCAAACCGUUUGCUGCUCUCUGACUGGAAAAUGGAGCAUCUUUUCCAGCUUUACUUCUACAAUGGUCAACCAACUCAGCUCAUCACAACAGUGCUCACCAUAGAUACACACUCUCAUCACUGGGAGGCUGAAAAUAAUGACAUUCAGGGAGACCUAGAGAAAAAGUUUCCAUCUGUAGAGAUGACCAUUAGGACCAAGUGGGAGGGUGCUGUUAUUGACUGGAAUGGGACAGUGCCUUUUUUCUGAAGAGGUUUGAACCAGGGGCGCCUGAUAUCUAGCACACCUCUCCUGGCAUUCAAUAAAAGCAUAUUAUAUAGGCUGGUAUAGGUUUUAAUUCUGACUUGAUUUUAACUUUUACUUUUGGCUUAUGAAUAUUAAUAACAUGAUAUACAGUCUGCCCAUUUGACCAUCUCAACAUAUGAACAUUUAACAAAAGUGAAAACUAAAAAUAUGUAACAUCUUUUGAUUGUCAGAAAUAUAUUUAAAUCUGGUUUACAGACAUAGAUGUCUUCCUCUUUUCUGGUGUUAGAGUUUUCUGGUGUAUAGUUUAUAUGAUCUAGCUUCCAUGCUGUUUUUGUCCUUCCAUUUGGAUCUGAUAUGGGUUGCUAGUAUCAAGUCUCAAGACUUAAUCGCUGGUCUCAAGUCAAGUGUCAAGUAAUGAUGGAAAGGCUGAUGUCUCAAGUUACAGGGUUUAAUCAAUUUAAGUCAAGAUCUUAAUUCAAAGCCUUGCAGUCUUUGAUUCCUAUCUGGUAUAAAACAUGUUUUGUUUAUUUUAUUUUUAUUUAUUUAAAUACUGCUGUAGGCCAGUAUUGAUUAAAUUAAAGCGACAUUUUACAAUAUGGUUUGGUUAGUUAACAUUGACAAAUUCUGUAAAAAAAAAAAAAAAAAAAAAAAAAAAAAGCAUCAAACAA